AAGUCUGUUUUUACUUAAGGUUUUACAGCGACUUGCUUCACGCAGAGUGUGUACAACUGAAGCCCAGAUUUAACAAAAAAAUCCUUCAGGAUUUUAUUAAGGAAAUCAGAAACAAUGAGGACCGUGACUCUCCUUCUGUGUUUUGGAAAUAUAUUUGUAGCAUUACAGGCCGGUGAUCAGCAUUCAGACCCAUUCCCUGUAAUCACGCCGUAUGAAACAGCUUCCCCUGGUCUUUCGGCACUGGAAAAACAGCAAUCCAACAUCUCGGUUCUUCCAACCCAAGCAACGGGAGGAAAAAAAGCACAGCCCCCCAUGUGCUUAGAGUCUCCUGGAAUCAGAGGCGCUUUCAAAUAUGUCAACAUUAUGGUCUCUGUGGUGGUGUUUGUUGUUGGAAUAGUGGGGAAUUCUGCUCUGUUGAAAGUCAUAUAUGCAAACAAAACCAUGAGAAGUGGACCUAACAUUAUCAUUGCGAGCCUUGCUAUAGGGGAUCUGAUCCACAUUGUGAUAGACAUUCCAAUCAACUCAUACAGGCUCCUGGCAGAGGAUUGGCCGUUCGGUUUAAUAAUAUGCAAACUUGUCCCCUUCAUCCAAAAAACUUCUGUUGGGAUUACUGUGUUGAGCUUAUGUGCCCUGAGUGUUGACAGAUACCGCGCUGUUGUAUCCUGGAAUCAAAUCAAAGGCAUCUGGGUUUCUAUGCGGACAAUGAUUGAAAUAACCCUGAUAUGGGUUUUUUCCAUCCUGCUGGCUGUCCCUGAAAUUGUCGGCUUUGAUAUGAUAACAAUGGACUAUAAAGAGAAGCAUCUGAGGAUAUGUCUGCUUCGCCCCAUCCAAACCACACAGUUCAUGCAGUUCUAUAAAUCCAUAAAGGACUGGUGGCUCUUUGGCUUUUACUUUUGCAUGCCACUAACCUGGACUGCAAUUUUCUACACGCUGAUGACCAGAAAGAUGCUAAGGAAGACGGAGAAUACAUUAAGUGACCACAUUAAACAGAGACGAGAAGUCGCCAAAACUGUCUUCUGCCUGGUUACUGUGUUUGCGCUGUGCUGGUUACCCCUGUACCUCAGCAGAAUCCUGAAAUGGACCAUAUAUGAUGAGAAGGAUCCUAACAGGUGCCAGCUACUUAGUGCCUUUCUCAUCCUUGACUAUUUCGGCAUUAACAUGGCUUCGCUGAACUCCUGCAUCAACCCUAUUGCAUUGUACAUCGUCAGCAAAAGAUUCAAGAGAUGUUUCAAGGCAUGUCUGUGCAGUCUGUGUCUGCCUCUUCAAGCCCGUGCCAACGAUGAAGCACAGUCUGUUUUGAAGUCCAGAAUGCAGGAUCAAGCCUCAGAGCAAAGCAGCAACAUCAAAGCUCACAAGGAACCUCCACCUGUUAACACCUUACUGUGUUAACAAAAGUCCUGUGGAACCGUGAAAAUACUUUUUGAUCCCGUCUAUAGUUCUUCAAUAAAUAAGUAUGGCGUUCAAAACAAAUACCAAACUGGGGCCUCCUGUCUGCAGCUCGACAGCCUCCGACAUGCCAACCCAAUAACGCAAGGAGCCUCUGAAUAACACGGGGCACUGUCUUUUGUAAUGCUGUCGUCAGCUGAACAUCUGCUUUGGCGUGAACAACCUGGAGUGAGACUGUUCACACUAUUAUUUGCCCCUGAGGCUUGACUCGCUUCCAACCAUUACAUCAGGCUUCACCUUGUACCUUUCCUGUAUCAUGCAUCACACUCCUUAAAUCACUGUUUUGGAUGCAGUGUUAACUUGGCACCCAUCAACAUGUAUCCUGUCACAGCUUAAGGCUUACAUUCAUGAAUAAUAAUAUAUGGAUAUGUAUGUAUUUAUGUAUGUUUAUGUGUACAUUAAGAGAAAUGUAAAUUCAAAAUUACAUCCGCGCGCUCUCUAAUCACUUAAAUGCUGCUUUCAUUCCGGCUUUAUGAGCAGUAUGUGAAAAGUUUACCGCUGUCAUUUCCUCCUUGAACCUGGAGAAAAACAUAUCAAAUUGGUGCCACGAGUAGAUUCAGUCUCUGCCGCUGAAAGAACUGAUUGAUGGUGGCCUAUUUUUAAUACAUUGUUAAAUGUGUAAUGCAUGGAGACACUUUACGAAAGACCUGAGAGUGGGGAGGAAGGAAAACGAAGAUGACAGAAUGAGGUCAGGAGAAGA
Messenger RNA from Xiphophorus maculatus (southern platyfish), 2146 nucleotides. It is a transcript of the gene ednrbb, whose product is annotated as endothelin receptor type B-like. The transcript has 8 exons. NCBI's taxonomy places the organism in Eukaryota, Metazoa, Chordata, Actinopteri, Cyprinodontiformes, Poeciliidae. The record is from RefSeq and is a predicted model, not a curated record. Gene Ontology annotation, molecular function: endothelin receptor activity. Gene Ontology annotation, biological process: enteric nervous system development; G protein-coupled receptor signaling pathway; regulation of blood pressure. Bases 115 to 1389 code for a protein of 424 amino acids. Gene Ontology annotation, cellular component: membrane.